This is a messenger RNA of Ogataea haglerorum, 1305 nucleotides long. RefSeq lists its product as uncharacterized. Gene Ontology annotation, cellular component: trans-Golgi network. The transcript has a single exon. Gene Ontology annotation, biological process: Golgi to plasma membrane protein transport. Lineage: Eukaryota; Fungi; Ascomycota; Pichiomycetes; Pichiales; Pichiaceae. The record is from RefSeq and is a predicted model, not a curated record. The coding region runs from base 1 to 1305 and encodes 434 amino acids.
AUGGCUCCUUUUUGUAAAUUUUCCUUGGAGCUCAAACCAUCUGAGGGUCUUGGAUUUAUUGAAUUGGGCAGGUCUCUUUAUCAGAUAUUUUCGUUACUUCGAAAGCAUGGUAUGCACAACGACAUUCGUUUUAUCUAUGCCAACGAUUCAAAAACUACAAUUCUUCAACUGACCAAGCUAAACAUCAACCUCGUGUUUGAUGCAUGCAGCCAUGUUUUGCUGCUUAUCGAAAUAAACCAGGUCGGUAGUUAUGGCGUCGAGUACAAAUAUAAAGGCGAAUGCAUGUCUUCCUUGCACUUCAAGCACAUAUACAACAAGAUCUUUGGUCCGACGUACCCGGGGACUAAGGACGAAUUGUCAAAGAGCUACCGGCUUUCUUAUCCAGGAAUUGCAUUUCUAUUCAAUAUCGAGGGUGUGGCUUUGAAUCAAGGCAGCGACGACCUGAUUAGGACUCUUAACAACAGCAAAGACGAUAUUAAUUGCUUCUCCAUCACCAUCUUCAAGGGAGACAGCUGGCACGAGGGUGCUCAGAAAAUCAGGGACGUGAUCGGAGAUACUAAUAUGACUAACAAGAUCCGUUAUUUAUCUGAUCUAUUCCCGUCAAGUAAUGUUCCCCAAAACAGUAUGGGAUAUGCGUUGAUUGAUUUGCACGCCAGACCGAGCGUGUCAAUUCCAGAAUACUCCGAAAUUGCUCUUGUUAUUGGAGUGUCCACUAUGCAGGAGGUGACGUCCAAGCUGGGACCUCCAGACGAUACCCUACUCAAACACAGAGAGAUCACCAGUUAUGGCUCGAAGACCAUCAAGAUAUACAAGAUCCAUAAUUAUUUCCGGUACGGACUGGAUUUGAUUUAUGUGCUUGACGAGACCAGGAAUGGUUCAAGCAUCCUCGCAAAGAUCACAAUACAUUGCAAUGUUGAGAACUCGCUAGAAUUUUUGAAGUAUGAGAAGCUUAAUUUCAAGAUUGAAUCCUUGAUAUCGACAGAGACAGUGUACAGCCAUCAGUCAUUCGACGAGAUUCAGCAGCUUCUGCCUCGAGAGCUAGAGAACAAAUUUGUGUUUUUGAACAGGAAAGAAUAUGAGAUUAACUCUUUCAGUAUAAAUUCUGAUAACGCAUUUGAAGUUAUUGAUUACGAGGAUAAUUUUGAUAGCAGUACAUCUGUGGAGGACGAAAGCACAUCCAGCGCGAACGCAGAAGAGAAUGAGGAGUACAAGAACUGGGGAUUAACUAAGCUUUUUGGAUAUGGCAGGUGUCUUUUUGAAAUCCUCAUUGACGGCAACCGGAUUAGCUCGAUCACAAUAGUUUAG